This is a messenger RNA of Aspergillus pseudonomiae, 1455 nucleotides long. It is a transcript of the gene cp8, whose product is annotated as putative carboxypeptidase Y. Gene Ontology annotation, cellular component: fungal-type vacuole. The record is from RefSeq and is a predicted model, not a curated record. The coding region runs from base 1 to 1455 and encodes 484 amino acids. NCBI's taxonomy places the organism in Eukaryota, Fungi, Ascomycota, Eurotiomycetes, Eurotiales, Aspergillaceae. Gene Ontology annotation, molecular function: serine-type carboxypeptidase activity. The transcript has 5 exons. Gene Ontology annotation, biological process: proteolysis.
AUGCGGAAUUUCUUGUUUUCCACGCUGUUUGGCGUGGGAUACGCCGCGCAGACGGUGCUGCGACCAGAGACCUUCGCGGUCGGCGACUUUGCCAUCUUCCAGAGCCCAUAUUCACCCUCCCAUUCGGUCCGGAUACGACAGCAGAACGAGUCAAUCUGCGAUGCGGACUCAGCUCAAUACACGGGAUGGCUGGAUGUCGGAGCCAAACACCUGUUCUUCUGGUACUUUGAAAGCCAGAACGACCCAGCCAAUGACCCGCUAACCCUAUGGAUGACCGGUGGACCCGGUUAUUCCAGCAUGGUCGGCCUGUUCCAGGAGAUUGGCCCUUGUUUAAUAAACGAACAUGGCAAUGGAACCGUUCCCAAUCCGUGGAGCUGGUCUCGGAACUCCUCAUUACUUUUUGUGGACCAGCCCGUUGAUGUCGGCUUCUCCUACAUCGAUGAGGGCCAUGACCUCCCGCGGGACUCCCAGGAGGCCACCGUUGACAUGCAUCGAUUCCUCCAGCUCUUCGUCUCCGAGGUCUUCCCCCAUAAACGGUCCUCCCCCGUCCAUCUUUCGGGAGAAUCAUAUGCCGGCAAGUACAUCCCCUAUCUCGGCACCCAGAUCCUGAAGCAGAACCAGCGCUAUCCCACAGAGCCCCAGAUCCACCUGCAGUCGUGCCUGGUGGGCAACGGCUUCAUGUCUCCCAUGGACUCCAUGUACGGCUACUGGGAAACGUUGUGCACCACCAACCCCGGCGUUUCUGUGCCCAUUUUCAACGAGACCCGGUGUGACCGCAUGGCCGCCAACAUGCCGCGGUGCAUGCAGGUCGCCGAAACCUGUGUCCGACAUCCAGAUCCCGCUCUCUGUCAGGCGGCUUACUCCGUCUGCUACGAGGGGGUGCUCGGAUGGUACGAGGACGAGGUGGGCGAGGGCGGCCGCAACCGAUUCGACAUCACCACCCCUUGCGAGAUCGAGGACAUUUGCUAUCAAUACCUGAACUCCCCUGCCGUCUGGGCCGCCCUCUCGCCCCCCAAGCAGAUCACAGAAUACAAGUUUGUCUCAGACAAUGUGAUCCAGGCCUUUGACACCACACCUGAGGGCAUGACGUCCGCCUCCGAUCUGGUCGUGUUUCUUCUUUCUCAUGGCGUCCACUUCCUUGCGUACCAGGGGAAUCUGGACCUCGCCUGCAAUACAGCCGGAACUCUACGCUGGGCCAAUGCACUUCGCUGGAAGGGCCAGGUCGCGUUCGAAUCAAAGCCGCUACUUCCCUGGAUGCCGACGGCAAUUGGCCGGAAUGAAAUAGUUGGGACAGCCAAAGAAGUCCGAGUGCGAGGAAACAGCCACGGAGAGACAGUACGGUUCGCGUUGGUGACAGUGGAUGGGGCGGGUCAUUUGGUUCCUCAAGAUCGCCCGGAUGUGGCGUUUGACUUGAUGCUGCGGUGGAUCACCAGUGCCCCCUUUAUUGUCUCCUGA